GUUUUUACGAGCAGAAAAACAUCGAUAGCGUCGCCCAGCUGAAAAGUUAGAACACCUUUGACGCAAGCUGAUUUUCAUGCCAUUUCUUGCGCGGCUGAUACAGUUACGGAAUCGCGUUCGUGACGGGUGGCGCGCAGGCGCAUGGUGUAGUAAUAUUUUGUUUUUCAACAUUUUGCGUUGAUGUGGUGGUAGUAUGUCUGUCCCAUACUCUGGAACAAAAAAGUUCGCAAAUGGAGUGAUAAGUGCCAUUAUCAAACAACUGAAAACGGUCUCACUGAAGCCAGCAAAACGUGUUGUUUUCAGAUUCGAUCCUUUCACUCAGCCAUCGCAGCAAGUCAGGAAUUUGAUGUGGUAUAUGUCCGCGGGGUCGAUCCGUGAGACCAAUCCCAAGUGCACCUUCAAGACGGAGAUCGCCAACGACCGCGGCGAACCGACCAUCCUCGUGCAGCUCGACUCCGACAAGUCCGUGCUCUUCAAGGCGGGAAACCUGACCGAGCUGGAGGUCCUCCAGCUGUGGAAUCAGCACAUCACUCCCCUGGCGGCCCCCACCGACGGACCCGGCAAGAGCGCAGCAGCCGGCGCGGGCAAGACCAAGGCCGGUAAGGCCCGACUGCGCUGAGUUACCUCUACCGCUCCCGCCGCUGCCGCCAUGUCCAUGUCGCAGAAGAAGUACCAGUCGACGCGGACCAUCACGAGCGCCAUCUACGGCAGCGUUCCGGCCUUCACGGACGUGUUCGAUGAGGAGACGUUCUACAUCGCGUUCGGCACGCUCGUGCUCGUCACCGUGCUCACGGCCUUCGUGCUCAGCCGAUACGUGACGCUGCGAGCCGUCGAGUGACGUUCCGUGCUGCCGUCAGUGAGACACCGUGCUGAUCUGUGACGCCACGAGCUGACGUGCAGUGGGGACUGUCGGGAGAGGGCGCGGUCUCACUCUCGGCGGUGUACCGGUCGCUGUGACGCUCUGAUGCGGCUGUCCCGGCGGUGACGCGGCUGGGUCAGACUCCGGUCAGCUAUGGCAGCCCGGCGUUCCCCGCCCCGGCCCCGGCCGAGUGCCCGGCGCCCCUCGCAGUGGUCCAUCUCCUGUGGUCUGCGGUCCCUCCUGGCGGGCCGUUCGGCCACCUAGUCAGCCGGGACCCGCUCAGUAUCUCGUGUAGUCUCGCUCCAAUUCGGUCUGGUGUGUGAUUGGGUAGAUGUGUGCGUGUGUGCAUUCUCAUUUACAUAAUAUACCUAGAUGUGCUCGGUCA
Messenger RNA from Amphibalanus amphitrite, 1244 nucleotides. RefSeq lists its product as uncharacterized. Lineage: Eukaryota; Metazoa; Arthropoda; Thecostraca; Balanomorpha; Balanidae. Gene Ontology annotation, cellular component: mitochondrial large ribosomal subunit. The record is from RefSeq and is a predicted model, not a curated record. The coding region runs from base 194 to 619 and encodes 141 amino acids. The transcript has 3 exons.